AUGCCUCCACCACCUCCAAGAAAAUCCGAGACUGGUGCUGCGAAUAAGGAAGAGAAUAUCUACAUUCCUUCAUUCAUUAGCAAAAAGCCCUUUUAUGCUGGUGAUGAAGAUGACGAUGGUGCCGAUUACUUAAAGCAUCAGCGUCGCGAAGAAAAGAAGGAAUCGUCAAAAUGGUACGACCGCGGCAAGAAGGCAGGCCCAGCUGCAACUAAGUAUCGCAAAGGCGCCUGCGAGAAUUGCGGUGCCAUGUCACACAAGGCGAAGGACUGUCUGAGUCGGCCGCGGGCGAAGGGAGCGAAGUGGACUGGCAAGGAUAUCCAGGCCGACGAGGUCCUCCAGAACGUCAACCUUGGUUGGGAUGCCAAACGAGACCGCUGGAACGGCUACGACGCCAAAGAGUACAAACAUGUGGUGGAGGACUAUAACGAAAUGGAAAAACUAAGAAAAAUGGCGCAAAAGGGCGCUGGCGUGGACGACGAGGAUGAUGACGGCGACAAAUACGCAGAGGAGAAUGACAUGAGCAAGCACCAGAGCACAGCCACGCGACAACUACGCAUACGAGAAGACACAGCGAAAUAUCUGUUAAAUUUGGAUCUUGAGUCUGCCAAGUACGACCCCAAGACACGAUCGCUGGUCGAUGGUGGCGCAACCGCCGAUCAGGCCGCCGAUUUAUUUGCUGAGGAAGGGUUCAUGAGGUCUUCGGGCGAUGCGGGUGAAUUCGAAAAGGCUCAGCGUCUUGCAUGGGAGGCCCAGGAGAAGUCUGGCAAUACCUCUCUGCAUAUGCAGGCCAAUCCCACUGCCGGAGCCUUCCUCCGUAAACAGGAGGCUGAAGCAGACGAGACGAAGCGGGCCGAGAGAGAAAAGCAGCUGCAAGACAAGUAUGGUGGCGGAGAGCAAAAGUCUAUGCCAAGCUCUCUACGCAACAUGAUGAUUACGGAAUCCGAAAGCUUUGUCGAAUACGACGAGGCCGGAUUAAUCAAGGGUGCACCCAAGAAGAAGGUUAAAUCCAAGUACAACGAGGACGUUUUGAUCAACAACCACACUUCAGUAUGGGGGAGCUGGUGGUCAAGUUUCAAAUGGGGUUAUGCUUGCUGUCACUCUUUCAUCAAGAACAGUUACUGCACUGGAGAAGAUGGCAAGUCAGCAUGGGAGGCUGCGGAGCGGCAACGGACUGGCGCCAGCCUCGGCAACGAUGCCGAAGAGCAGCCAGCAGAGGACAAGGAGCCUGACGGCAACUUCGAAGUGGAUGAAAAGCCCAAGAAAAGAACCAGGGAAGAAAUGAUGAACGGGGUUACAGAGAAAGAAAUGGACGAGUACCGCCGGAAGAGAACUGUGGCAGCAGAUCCCAUGGCAAAUUUUCUGGGUAAAGACGAGCUGUUAUAG
Molecule: messenger RNA, 1383 nt
Organism: Cordyceps militaris CM01
Lineage: Eukaryota; Fungi; Ascomycota; Sordariomycetes; Hypocreales; Cordycipitaceae
Product: mRNA splicing protein, putative
Exons: 1
Coding region: 1-1383 (460 amino acids)
Biological process (GO): mRNA splicing, via spliceosome
Cellular component (GO): spliceosomal complex
Molecular function (GO): pre-mRNA 3'-splice site binding
Source: RefSeq, a predicted model, not a curated record